UUGAAUCAACAUGAAUAUUAUGGGAUGGUUUAUUCUAAGUUAAUGUUUAGUCUGAUCUGAGUAUGAAUAACUUUUGUUUAGCACUUGUUCUGAGAAAGCUGGACAAUUCUUCGUUAUUUAAUUGUGGAUGGACAGUAUUAUUGGGUCGGUUGGGAGAGUUGCCAACGUUAAAGUCCGUAACGAUGAUGACAUUGUUGAUAGACUAAAUCAUUUCUAUACCACUGGAAUAUUGAUUAUAUUUACUGUAGUUGUUUCCGCUCGGCAAUAUGUCGGCGAUCCCAUUAGGUGCUGGUGCCCUGCAGAAUUUCCUGGUACCCAUGUCGAUUAUACAAACAAUUUAUGUUGGAUAAAAGACACUUAUUAUAUUCCAAUGGAAUCUCAAGUUCCAUCACUGGAGCAUAUGCAUCUCCGAAAAGAAAAGGAAAUUAACUAUUACCAAUGGGUACCAGUUAUGCUCCUCAUUCAAGCCUUAUUAUUUUAUUUACCUUGUAUAAUCUGGCGGAUUUUGAAUGGACAUUCUGGUAUAAAUGUGGAUCGAAUAGUAAGCUUGGCAAGCGAUGCAAUGAUGGAAAGCCCGGAAAACAGAGCCAGGAGUCUCAAAUAUCUGGUCAGACAUUUGGACCGUUGCCUUGACAAUCAACGAGAAACGAGACAUGCGUGUUGUGUUAAAUUAAGGCACAUCCUGUCUGCAAAUUUAAAUUUGCUGUGUGGAAGAAAAUAUGGAAAUUUUCUAGUAGCUGUGUACUUUCUGAUGAAAAUUCUGUAUAUCAUGAAUGCAAUUGGACAACUUUUUCUAUUAAAUGAAUUUUUAGGAUCUAAUUACAAGGUUUAUGGAUUUGAAGUGCUGCAAGAACUAACGGAGGGAAAGGAAUGGUCAGGUUCACAUAGGUUUCCCAAAGUAACAAUGUGUGAUUUCCGGAUCCGGCAAAUUACAAAUCUUCAGCACUACAGCGUUCAAUGUGUUCUUCCGAUCAAUAUUUUCAAUGAGAAGAUUUAUAUAUUUAUGUGGUUUUGGUUAGUGUUUGUAUCUAUAUGCACGUGUGUAAAUUUUGUAAUGUGGUUCUGGUACAUGCUUUUUCCAUCGACAAGAAUUCAUUUUGUUAAAAAGUUUCUAAAACUUAUGGAACGGAUCACUACUGGUCCUGAAAGGAAACUUGUAGGUAGAUUUGUGUUAGAUUAUUUACGACAUGACGGUGUAUUUACAUUGCGACUCAUUGGAAAAAAUUCUAGUGAGAUAGUUGUAGCCGAAAUAGUAGCCGGCUUAUGGGAUAUUUAUCGCAGCAAAAAAUCAAUACAGAUCCGAACUAACAUAACUGGACAUGAUCUAAAUGUUAUAGAAGGGGAAGAUGUGUGACUAGGCCGAAAUGGCACCGGAACCGGAAGUAUGCGCAAGGAUAUUAUUGACACAGAGAUAGCAGAGGAAGUAUGUGCAUCAACGGUAUAAAUUCGAAUUUGGAAAUAUAGUUCCAAAUUUUGAUAGCACAAAUUCGGUGUCAUCGAUGGCCAAGUCGUGUGGGGUUGUGGGAAAGAAGAAAAAACUAAGAAUCAUUCCAGUUAACAGAAUGUUGAUGAAUUUCCGAAAAUCAAAAACACAAAAAUCGUUUCAUGAGUACUAAAGAGUACAUAAUGCAUAAUAAUUACUAUUCAAAACAGAUAGUUUUCAUGGUAUAUGGGAUGAUAUAUUUUUAACAUGUUAUAAAGCCAUUGCAGGUCAAGAAAACUAGAAUGAGUUUAGAUAAUAAAUUGAAAGGUAUAUGAACAAGGAACAGUCAGUUUGUUGUAAUAGUUGAAACACUGGGUUUUCUAUGAGGAUUUCAAGUUCGACAUGAUUUGAAUUGAUUUGCAAUUGUUAUUUCUUUAAACAGUAAUUAUGAAUUUAAUCUUAGUUUUUUUCAAAUAUUAUAUGUGUUAAGGAAAUGCAAAAUUUAAGAACAAGAAAUAUAAUAUAGAAAAAAUAGGAGAUGAGAUAGUCUGCAAUCUAUUGUAAUUUCAUGAAGGGUAGCAUACAAUUAAGGAGCAAUCAUUUAAUCUCUAACGGGGGAGGAGAAUGUAAUGGAUAUGUUGUGAGUUUUCAACGCUAUCAAUCAAAUUAUUUGUUCAAAAUUUAACAAAGGAAAAUCUGGAUUCAGAAUAUAUUUUGUUUUCUGAUUGGACAGGAUAUUUUUUUCAUCAAUUUGGGAAUCAAAAUGGUUGUUAGGAAAAAAUACGUGCAUUUUCAGCUAUAUAUACCAGUGAUUAUGAGAGAUAUGAUAAGAAUGCCAAAAGCAAAUGUCAAAUUUUAUAGCCUUAUUUUGAAGAUAUGCAAUUAUAGAAUCAUGAAUUAAGACUGCACUUGUGUACAUAAACCAUGCAAUUAUAAAUCAUGUUUUUCACGACACGUGCAUGCAUAUACCAUGUAGUUAGAAUCAUGUUUUUUCACGACACUUGUGUACAUGUACUGUACCAUGUUAUUAUACAAUUGCAUCUUUUCACGUCACUUGUGUACCAUAAGUACGUUUGUGUGGAACAACUCUUGAUGUUCUUUUUAAGACGGCUUAAUUGCUAUGCGUUCUUUCCAAAUUUCUGUUAGUCUUUAUAUUGGUAGAUAAUAUUGUAAGGAGGGUUUAUUAUAACGAUUAUUUAUAUUAUGGGUUGAAAGAUGUUCGCUAGAUUUGUUUUCGGCAUUUUUGUCAGUCAUUCGGAAUCCUCUGGUUUCAUAUAUUCGGUAUAAUUAAAAAUAUGCCCGCUAACCCCUACUUUUCUUUUCAUAAUUUUCGUUUAUGCAGUUUUAAAUUUUUUUAAUUUGAAAUCCUAAAAACUCCUUGUGA
Messenger RNA from Mytilus trossulus (common blue mussel), 2807 nucleotides. Its product is annotated as innexin unc-9-like. The transcript is spliced from 2 exons. NCBI's taxonomy places the organism in Eukaryota, Metazoa, Mollusca, Bivalvia, Mytilida, Mytilidae. Bases 128 to 1354 code for a protein of 408 amino acids. The record is from RefSeq and is a predicted model, not a curated record.